Molecule: messenger RNA, 951 nt
Organism: Musa acuminata AAA Group (dessert banana)
Lineage: Eukaryota; Viridiplantae; Streptophyta; Magnoliopsida; Zingiberales; Musaceae
Exons: 7
Coding region: 68-751 (227 amino acids)
Source: RefSeq, a predicted model, not a curated record
CGUUUACGCAAGACUCGAACCUGAUCGAGUGGGCGAACAAAAGGAUCUUCGCCGAACCCAUGCCAUCAUGCGCCACACCGUGCGUCCGCAUCGCUUCACCCUGUGCUCACCCUCGCUCUGCUGUGGCUGCUGUUACUGUGUCCUGUUCUUCGCCCUUGGUAUAAGGUACCACCAAGAACUGCUCCGAGAAGUGAUGCAAGCGGCCUCUUCCGCUGUCUUCAGCAGCGCUCCCAGCUCUCCGGCGUUCCUCCGAUUGAGAUCCCACAAGGGGAAUUCUAUCGUCGCGACCGCAGUAGGGAACCCCACCACCGAGUCCAUGGCCGCUAAGUGGGCUCAGAAAUCCGUCGUCAUCCCUCCCCAGAGGCGUGGCUGCCAUCUCAUCACCUCCAAGAUAUUGAAAGAGAUAGAACAAGAUCUAUCAGGCUUCAAAUGUGGCCUUGCUCAUCUUUUUCUGCAGCACACCAGUGCUUCUCUCACCAUAAAUGAGAAUUACGACUCAGAUGUUCAGGAUGACACUGAAACGUUCCUUAGCCGUAUUGUUCCUGAGGGGCGCUCUGCACCUUGGAAGCACACAUUGGAAGGACCUGAUGAUAUGCCAGCACAUAUCAAGUCAUCUAUGUUUGGUUGUAGCCUCACGAUUCCUAUUACGGAUGGCCGUCUUAAUAUGGGGACUUGGCAGGGGAUAUGGCUUUGUGAACAUAGGGAUCAUGCAACUGCUCGCAAGGUUGUCAUUACUCUCAAUGGGAUGUAAAGGUUUGAGGAUCAACUAAUAUGUUGGAACUUUAUUGUCCAGAUGAUGUUGCUUAAAAGACCCCCUUUACAUUGCAAUCAUGUAAUAAGCAGCAGCAAGAUAGCCAAUGCACUUGCAAGUUACAUUAUUUUCUCUACAUGUAGCUGACCAAGCGUUUGCAGUUAUCAUAUUAUUUAUUAUAUUCUGUAAAUUCAAGUUGA